Messenger RNA from Hyla sarda, 704 nucleotides. RefSeq names its product growth hormone releasing hormone (gene GHRH). Gene Ontology annotation, molecular function: growth hormone-releasing hormone activity; neuropeptide hormone activity; peptide hormone receptor binding. Gene Ontology annotation, biological process: growth hormone secretion; positive regulation of growth hormone secretion; positive regulation of cell population proliferation. Gene Ontology annotation, cellular component: perikaryon; terminal bouton; extracellular region. The coding region runs from base 93 to 533 and encodes 146 amino acids. The transcript has 6 exons. NCBI's taxonomy places the organism in Eukaryota, Metazoa, Chordata, Amphibia, Anura, Hylidae. The record is from RefSeq and is a predicted model, not a curated record.
CACAUUUGCUGCCUCCUAUUCCUGCAGUGAAUAACUAAGCAGCCUAAGUACCCAGAGAAGACGAAGAAGAGAGGAAAUCAUCGCCGCUGACAAUGGUGAUGCACAGAUUCCUGUAUCUCGUCUUGCUGCAAUUUGGGUUGUACGUUCACUGCUAUUUGAUGCAUCCAAACUACAGGUAUGACCAGACAUCUAAAUCCAGCAGAAGCGUAAAUCUUCCAGUGCUGGAGAGAAGCCCCAUGCAAGACUGGUUACUAGACGAGGCGCAGGAAUUUGUUCGAGGUCUUUCGGAGAAAAGGAUGGAGAGACAUGUAGAUGCUAUAUUCACCAACACCUAUAGAAAAUUCCUGGGACAGAUUUCGGCGAGAAGAUAUCUGCAGAACAUGAUGGGGAAACGGCUAGGACAGGACGACUUAGGAGAUAUAUACCCAAAUGAGGGUGACCUAAGUAAGAGGUCCCUAAGGGAUACACUUGCAUCAGUGCUGACGAACCUAAAAAAACCUGCAUGGAGGGCCGAUCAGCCUCAGCCAUCAUAGUGAUCGGUGCGGAUUGCGUCCAUCCAACGGAGGCCCCUAAGAGAAGAUACCAGCAGAAUCGGAUACACGGCUCGCCUGAAGAAAGUGUUAUGUUUCCUGUGCAGUUCACACUCCACUUUUUUCCACUGGGUUAUGUAUUACGUGUAAAUUAAUUUAGUAAAUAAAAUAAAA